AUGGACUACGGCUUCCCAGCUGAAGGGGCGGCCAAUUCUUCGCUCCUUCUGGAGUUCCAGGAUGAGAACAGCAACCAGAGCUCCCUCUUGGACACCUACCCACUCAAGGCGGACAGCAGCCUGGCCUCCACCCCCAGCCCCCAGCAGAGUGAGUCCAUGAGCCCCAGCCACGCCUCCGACUUCCAGGCUGACGACUCUCAGCCGCCCACGCUGGGGCAAGAGCCCUUGGAAGAGCCUGCCCUUCCGCCCUCUGAAGUAGCCGAUGAGCCUCCAACUCUCACGAAAGAAGAGCCGGUUCCUCUGGAGGCUGAGGUGCCUGGCACAGAGGAGGAUUCCGGCGCGCCUCCGCUCAAGCGAUUUUGCACAGACCAGAAUGCCACGUGCCAGGUGGCCUCCGAGAGCUAGCCAGCUCGCCCGCUUCUGCCCCGUCCCAAGAGCCACCCCACCCCCAGGAUGCCACUCUCUCAAAGUCGGCAUCCUCUUCCACCUCCGCUCCCCUCCAAGAAUCAACUUGCUGUUCCCAUGGCCCUUCCAGAGGCCGCCUUUCUCCCCCUACCACCCCGUGCAAUAUUUUCCCGAUGCCCCUCGGAGCCAGCUGGCCACAUCCUCCCAACCCGCAUGCCUAAAGGACAAGGCGUUGCUGGGGCUGCUCCUGUCUGCUUUUUAAUUUGCCCUCUUUGUGGCUCCGGGGGGCGACCCCUUGGGAGGUUUCCGUAGGGAAAGAGGAGUUGUCAGCACUUAACGGGCAACCACGAGGUCCACGCACCCCCUCUCCUCCUGCAGGGAGCGAACGACUCUCUUGCGAGGAGGGGCAGGGCCUGGCGGGGAGCCCAGCUGGGAUGCUGUGCAAUAGUUGUGGGGUUAAGCCAUUAGCACUGGAGCAAGCCAGGUCUCUGCCCACCAAGCAGUGGGCCCUCGCUGGAGGUGGGAUAUGUCCGAGGAAGCCAAGGCUGCCUUGGCUGGGGUCAGGUGGCCAGAAGGCACCCUCCCUUGCCAGCGGGGCUGGCCUGGCCUUGGGGGUCAAGGAGGCCACCCUGGGCACCAAAGGGACCCUGCAGCCCUCAUGGCAGGAGCAGCUGCCACCGACCCCCACGGCCCCUCCUGCCUCUGCAGACCUGUCCCCCUCCGUCGCGAUCCGCAUGCGGAAUGGAGUUUGCGAUCGAGGCCCUGCUGUGGCGCGGAGUGCCCAGCCACGCAGGGAAGCAAAGAGAUAUUUUAGCACUGAAGAGAAUAUUUUUA
This is a messenger RNA of Podarcis raffonei (Aeolian wall lizard), 1239 nucleotides long. Its product is annotated as B-cell CLL/lymphoma 7 protein family member B-like. Lineage: Eukaryota; Metazoa; Chordata; Lepidosauria; Squamata; Lacertidae. The coding region runs from base 1 to 405 and encodes 134 amino acids. The transcript has a single exon. The record is from RefSeq and is a predicted model, not a curated record.